AAUAAAACAAAAAAUACAGCACAGUAUCUCAAGCUCAGUUCAGAGGCUUUUGUAUUUCCACUUCCAGCUAGAUAAAACGCUAUAGUCUUCUCGAGCAAGGUCAGUAUCGAGCGACUUUUAUCUCGGCCUGUUGUGUCAAGCCAGCCAUGGGCAAGCUAGAUGUGUCCGCACUGCGCUACAUGUCCAAAGAUGACUUCAGAGUACUCGCAGCGGUGGAGAAAGGCAUGCGUAAUCAUGCCAUUGUACCCAGUGGCCUCGUCUCCAGCCAUGCCAAACUCAAGCAUGGUGGCUGCCCGAAGAUCCUGCGCGAUCUAGUGCACAAACGUCUACUUUUCUACAGCCAUGGGAAGAAAGGCGAGGGAUAUCGUCUGACGUUCACUGGCUAUGAUUUCCUGGCGCUGAAGAAUCUUGUCAGCCGGGGGAAAAUCUACUCCGUUGGUGAGCAGAUCGGGAUUGGAAAGGAAUCAGACAUCUACAUCGUAGCUAACGAGCAAGGCGAUCAAUACGCUCUAAAAAUUCACCGACUCGGCCGUACGUCGUUUCGCCAGUUGAAGAACAAACGUGACUACCACGGUCACAAGAGCCACCUACCCUGGCAUUACCUGUCACAUCUCUCGGCUGUUAAAGAGUAUGCGUAUAUGAAGGCGCUACACAAUCGCGGGUUUCCUGUUCCGGAGCCAAUCGACUUCAAUCGCCAUUGUGUUGUAAUGGAGCUGGUCGACGGGUUUCCUCUUUUACAGGUUAAUGAAAUGCAUCAGCCGGAGGAGAGGUACGAGACUCUGAUGAAACUGCUGCUACGUCUGGGCUCAGUGGGUCUCAUUCAUGGCGACUUCAACGAAUUCAACUUGAUGAUCAACGAAGCCGGCAAGAUAACACUUAUCGACUUCCCGCAGAUGGUGUCCACGUCCCAUCUGAACGCUGAAUGGUACUUUGAUCGCGAUGUGCAGUGUGUGCGGGAUUUCUUCGAGAAACGAUAUGAAUUCACCAGCGAGGAGUGGGCAAAGUUCUCCGACAUAGACAAGGAUAGCAGUUUGGACGUGGAGGUUGCAGCGAGUGGCUUCACGAAGGACUCCCAGUCGAAACUUGAAGAGGCAUCCAAGUCUCUAGGAGUGCUCCAGGGCGGCGAGGGAACGGAAAACCCUGAUAUCACGACGACGGCAGCUGGUGAGGAGGAGGGCAGUGGCAGCGGUGAAGAUGAUGAGGAUGACAAUGAGGAGGAUGACAAUGAGGAGGAUGACAAUGAGGAGGCAGAGGCAGAGGAUGUGAGUGCAGAUGAGGAGGAGAGCUCUGCCCACGCCGGGGCGGCUUCAGGUGUGCGCACGCGUGGUGAGUCAACGUCUGCGACCUCAUCACUCACUGGAGAAGAGCAUAGCGAUCACAACAACACCACCAGUGCGUCUGACGGCGAAGAAGACGAUGACGACGACGACGAGGAGGAUGAUGAAGACAUGGAAGCGGUCGACAACCACGCGUAUCGUCCUCACCGCGAUUGGCCGAAACGCGAGCCCAAACCGACCGUGGUCCACCUGGCCAAGCCGCGCGGCCAGAUUGCCGAGAGCACGAUACGCCAGCGUGUGCGAGACGAGGCGGCCAGGCGGCAGCACAAGCAAACGCGCAGAAAUCAGCGCAAGGACGGGAAGGCAAGCGGCGGUCGGCGAAAGGAGGGCACACGGAAGAAGCGCGUAUCAGAUAACGUUGCGCUCUUCUAGCACCUGGACAUGUCCAAAGCGACGAGGAGACAAUAACUAGAACGCACCCUGACUGUUAUAUUCGGGGAAGUCUCGUUAUACCGUACAUGAAAUCUUAGGCGAUAAAUAGUAUAAGCGAAGCGGACAUUACGAAAUGAUCAAUGGGAAUACAUGUAUGUUCAAAUUGAUGUUCCGAUUCGCUUAUACUAUUUAUCGCCAGAUUACUGGUGUUUGUCUUGUUGUCCAUUUCUUGUCGUGUUGUUGUCCAUUGUUUUGUUGUCCGUCUCAUGUCCUGCAAUACCAACCCCGUCACCGUGCAGCAUGGCACGAGGACUACCGUCUACGAUCUGUUCUUCAACUCGCGUGUCCACGUGUGUGUGUGUGUGCUCUGCAUCCUGGAUCUAUCCCAGGCUAGUAGUACUUGUAUUAGACUAUCUGUGCAAUUCGUUUUGCCUGUACAAGAGGCUUUAUCAGUCUGUCCGAAA
Sycon ciliatum is the source of this 2173-nucleotide messenger RNA. RefSeq lists its product as uncharacterized. The coding region runs from base 147 to 1709 and encodes 520 amino acids. The record is from RefSeq and is a predicted model, not a curated record. NCBI's taxonomy places the organism in Eukaryota, Metazoa, Porifera, Calcarea, Leucosolenida, Sycettidae. Gene Ontology annotation, biological process: protein phosphorylation; maturation of SSU-rRNA. The transcript has 11 exons. Gene Ontology annotation, cellular component: cytosol; nucleus; preribosome, small subunit precursor. Gene Ontology annotation, molecular function: ATP binding; protein serine/threonine kinase activity.